GUAGUUCUUUGACAUCCAUACCUGGUUAAUUUGGUAUAUUAUCAUUUUGAUGUAAGCCUAUAGCAAUCUAAAGUUGGAUCUAGCUGAAAAGAUUUUCACUGUGUACUAGUAAGAAUAUUUAAAUUCAAAAUAUCUUGUGCUAUGAUGUUGUGAGGCUUUAGGGAGCCAAGACUGUGUGUACAGCUCUUAGGCAUACACAAGCUUCGCCGUAGGCACAACACAAUGAGGCAAGUUAAUGGAUGAGACAAGAGAAAUGCAAAAUUUUCCAAAACAUAUUAAAUCCCGUGUUUUAGGAUCACAGCAUUUUUUUGUGAUAAGAGUAGUAAGAUCAUUAAUCUUACUACCAUUUAGCACGUUCAACACAUACUUAAAUUUAGUAUUUUAGGAUCAUAAAUUUGUAUGGCUAAACCAUUCACGUCGUUCUUGCCCCCUUAAGCACAAGAAAGGUUUGUUUGGCCAAAAAGUAGUAGUCAUCAAGCGUAACAGAUGAAUAGUCAAAAUUGGUCUUGAUCUGCUAAGUUUCACAUUAGAUGAGAAAUAUUAUUUUUUAUUAGGUAUAUCAAGAGAAGAUGGGAUAUUUCAUGCGCAAGAUUAAGCCUUCAGUCUCAAAGAGUUUCUUAUUUGUUACGAGAAAGGUUUUCCUUUUUUGGCUAGUUAAUUAUUUGUUACGAGAAAGGGUUUCUUUUUCUAGCGAGCUAACAUAUCGAUUUACUUCCGGAAAUCAGUUUGACUUGACAGAUUGCAUGCGCUUGCAAUCUCUCUACCUUUUUUUUUUGCUGUAUAUGGUCAGGUAUAUACCUAUAACAUUGUGCGUCACUGGUAGCCGUAUUAAAGUGACUGACUUAUACAUCGACUUUGCAGCCUCAUGUACGGUGCUGAGGAUCCAUCCAUUGCUGGAAUGGUUUUAGACAGCCCCUUCUCUGAUUUGGUUGAUUUGAUGAUGGAACUUGUAGACACUUACAAAAUCCGGCUGCCCAAGUUCACUGUAAAGUUUGCAAUCCAAUAUAUGCGCAGAGCGGUUUUAAAAAAGGCGAAGUUUGACAUAACCGAGUUGAACACAAUUAAGGUGGCAAAGUCAUGCUUUGUCCCUGUUUUACUGGGUCAUGCUGUUGAUGAUGAUUUUAUACAGCCCCAUCACUCUGAUCGUGUAUUUGAGGCGUACAUGGGGGACAAGGAUAUUAUAAUAUUUGAGGGUGAUCACAACUCUCCACGUCCACAGUUUUAUUUUGAUUCUAUAAGUAUCUUCUUCAACAAUGUUUUGCAACCACCAGAGGAUGAAGCAGUGGGUGCAUUCUUUGACAUGCCACAAGAUUAUUUUGGCAAGGGCAGUUGGAGUACAGUCCAUGAAGUUGACUUUAUGGAUGAUGUCCAUGAUGUUGCAGCUGCACCAACUAGUAGCACUGAAGAUGUAAUAAAGCAGGUUCGCUCCAAAAGACCCAUGAGUCGGACAGAGGUAACAGAAAAACCUUCAAGUUGUUGCUUUGGUUGGUAAAAUAGAUGGCAUGAGCUCAAUUCUAUUACGGAAAAGUUUGGGGGUUUUAAGAGGAGAAACUCAAGUGAUGGAAAAGAAAUUUAUACACGGACAUGUAUGCUUGAAUAACUUGUCAGAGUUGAAAAGAGCAGGUGGAAAUGUGUAGUUACUGACUGUUGAAGAUAUAAUAUUAAGAAUGAGAUUUUUGUAUUA
Molecule: messenger RNA, 1684 nt
Organism: Nicotiana tabacum (common tobacco)
Lineage: Eukaryota; Viridiplantae; Streptophyta; Magnoliopsida; Solanales; Solanaceae
Source: RefSeq, a predicted model, not a curated record